GGCUGCCGGGGAGUGGACCCGUCUUGGUGUGAAGAGGAUCUUUGCCUGAAUACAAUGCACAGAGCAUGAGAUCUGCCCCUGAUCUAGGCGUCUGUUCUUGCUGAGAACUUUCUUGCUUUUAAAUAAGUAAAUACCGAUCCCAGAACCAUGUACACAUCACUGCCCAAAAGUGGCUCGCCCUUCGAUGCUUCGGUAAAGGAGCCAGGCCUCCACAUCUGGCGAGUGGAGAAGAUGAAGCCCGUGUCGGUACCAGAAGAGAUGAAAGGCAUAUUCUAUUCUGGGGAUUCUUACCUGGUUCUUCACAAUGGACCGGAGGAGCAGUCCAGUGUGCACAUCUGGAUUGGCCAGAACUCCUCCCGGGAUGAACAGGGAGCCUGUGCUCUGCUCUCCACCAACCUCAACUUCUUCCUGAAAGAAAAACCUAUCCAGUACCGGGAGGUGCAGGGCAAUGAGUCCGACAUUUUCAUGGAGUACUUCCCCCACGGCAUCAAAUACCAGGAAGGAGGUGUGGAAUCUGCCUUUAACAGAACCCAGGCCAGCCAGCAACCCAGUGCUAUUCGCAAACUCUACCAGGUGAAGGGAAAAAAGAAUAUCCGGGCCACUGAAAAAGAACUGAACUGGGCUAGUUUUAACACCGGCGACUGCUUUAUCCUGGAUCUAGGAGAGAACAUCUUCACUUGGUGUGGCAGCAAAUCCAACAUUCUAGAGCGCAACAAAGCCCGGGAUUUAGCGACAGCAAUUCGGGAUAGCGAGAGGAAGGGGAAAGCCAAAGUGGAGAUAAUUGCAGAUGGCGAAGAGCCGGCUGAGAUGAUAGCGGUCCUGGGUCCUAAACCAGCUCUGAAAGAGGGCAGUCCAGAGGAAGAUGUCAUGGCUGAUCGGAAAAAUGCAGUUGCCGCUGUACUUUAUAAGGUAUCGGACAUGACGGGGAAAAUGAGCCUGACUAAGGUCUCGGAGUCCAGUCCAUUCCAUCAGGACCACCUCAUCACAGAUGAUUGCUUCAUCCUGGACAACGGGCUAUGUGGGAAAAUCUACGUUUGGAAAGGCCUCCGAGCAAAUGAGCAGGAACAACAGGCAGCCCUUAAGGUAGCUGAGGACUUCAUCACUCAGAUGAAGUAUCCCCUGAACACACAGGUGGAAAUCUUGCCCCAAGGCCGCGAAAGUCCUCUCUUCAAACAAUUUUUUGUAAACUGGAAGUGAAACCGAGUUGACAUCCUGAGCUGGCGAUAUUCCGUUCAUGUGCCUCACUUAGCCUGUUUUCGACCAUUAUGCCUUAUUAAAAGGGAGCCACUGUGGCCUAAGAUUCUUCUUUGGACUGAAGUUACGUUUUCACUCAUUCACAAUAUUCCAGGCACAGAAAAAGGGGCACAUAGCCGGGAACAUGCUCUCCAUGCAGAACACCCCAUGUUCAGUGCCUGGCAUCUCUUCUUUAAAAGGCUCUCAGGCCGAAGGAGAAGUGAAAGACCUCCACUUGUCCAAGACCCUGGAGAGCAUCUGCUGGUCAGAGUAAAUAAUUUUGGGCAAGAUGGAGCAAUGGUCUGACUCUGCUAUGGAUGGGAGGAAAUUUUAUUUCACUUUGCAUUUGAGGGUGAACCUAUCUAACCCACACUUCCUGAAGCAAUGUAGGAACUGAAACAUGGCAAGCCUUCAAAAUUUGCCCUUCUCUGAAUUUUGCAAGGCAGAUGUCCAGACAAAUAAUGUGUACAAGAAUGCAUAGACUGUAGUCGGGGGAAGCGUACGAGGAUAGCAUACAAAAUGAAUGGUGCUGGGGGAAGUCGCUUUGCUAAACUGUGCAUAUUAGGUAAAAAGGCAUACAAAAAAAAAUAGCAGAAAUUCACACUAAUGUCCUAAGGUUGU
Molecule: messenger RNA, 1854 nt
Organism: Zootoca vivipara (common lizard)
Lineage: Eukaryota; Metazoa; Chordata; Lepidosauria; Squamata; Lacertidae
Gene: CAPG
Product: capping actin protein, gelsolin like
Biological process (GO): actin filament severing; cell projection assembly; actin polymerization or depolymerization
Cellular component (GO): actin cytoskeleton; cytoplasm
Molecular function (GO): actin filament binding; phosphatidylinositol-4,5-bisphosphate binding
Source: RefSeq, a predicted model, not a curated record